AUGAAUUGGGAAGGUUCAUUCUUUUUAUCCGAAUCCCAGCGUCAUGAUGAAGAUAUAACAAUAAAAACUGACAACUCUCCUCCCGAAGACAAUAUCACACAACUCCUAACCAACAAUAACAACAACAACAAUACAUUACGGCUGUCAUCACACAAGAAGAACACAAACACAGAUACUUGUUCUUCUCCCCUAACCUCUAUUCUUUUCAACAUUGUGUUUCAUCCUCACCAAUACAUUCAGUCUCACUAUUUUGAUAAUAACUCUACUUUUACAAAAACCACAAACAAUACAAGUACGAGUAUAACCACUACCUCAAGUACUGCUACUAGUAAUAACAACAAUAAUAAUAAUAAUAAUAUUGAUAAUAAUAAUAUAAAUUAUAAUAGUAAUAGUAGUAAUAGUAGUAGCUAUAGUCACUACAUUUACAGUAGUAUAAAAGAAGGUUUAUUAACAAACAAGUAUCUAACUAAUAUCAACAACAACAACCAUUAUAAUAGUAAUAUGUCGUCUUCACCAUUGUCGACUUCGUCUGCUUCUAUAGACGAUGAAAUCGAGAAUACUGAAGGUGAAGGAGAUCAUUCACAUUGUAUAGAUAAUAAUAAUAAUAAUAGUAAUAGUCACAACAGUAGGAGUAGUAGUCAUCAUAAUGAAAACAAUCAUAUAGUAUCAUCGUCUCCACCAAAACACGCAAACAACAACAAAGACAGACCUAUUAAUCUUCCUAAUCAAUCAAGUCCCAUCAAACACUUUGCAUUGGAUAUUGGCGGUACAUUAGCCAAGCUAGUAGUAUUGAUGAUUGUUUUAAUUUUCAUUAUUGAAAAUAAGUUACAUCUUGAAGAUGGUAAACCAAAAAUGGUUAGAGUCACUGGAGGAGGUGCAUAUAAAUACGCAGACUUGUUUGAACAGAAAUUGGGUUGUACAUUAGUUAAAGAAGAUGAAAUGCACUGUCUCAUUAGAGGCACAAACUUUCUAUUAAACAACAUACAUCGUGAAUCCUAUACUUAUAGUGGGCAAAUCAAUCAACCAAAUCCAAAGGAAUUUGUUGAUAAAGUUGAAAAUCCAUAUCCAUAUUUAUUAGUACAAAUUGGAUCGGGAGUUAGUGUGAUAAGAGUUGAUAGCGAGACUAGUUUCCAACGUGUAGAUGGAACCAGUUUGGGAGGGGGUACUUUUUGGGGAUUGUGUAGCUUGUUGACUGGAACGACAGACUUUGACGAGAUGUUGGAGAUGACCAAGAACGGACACUCGAACAACGUCGAUCUUGUGGUGGGCGACAUUUACGGCACCGACUAUAGUAAGGUGGGUCUGUCGUCAGACACGAUCGCAAGCAGCUUUGGAAAGAUAAUCUAUCAACAAGAAGGCCAAAUGCAGCAAGAGGCGAAAUACAGUCGCGAGGACAUUGCACAGUCAUUGUUGAAAAUGGUAUCAAACAAUAUAGGUCAAAUUGCAUAUUUGAAUUCACAGAGAUACGGACUCAACAAGAUAUACUUUGGUGGCUUCUUUAUCCGCGACCAUCCCAACACUAUGCAACGUAUUUCGUUUGCCAUAGACUUUUGGUCCAAGGGUAAAACCAAAGCCAUGUUUUUGGUACACGACGGUUAUCUAGGCGCAUUGGGUGCUUUCUUGGGUCCCUCUGAGGAAAAGAAUAACGAGGCUGAACCAGAACAUGAAUCGUGGCUCAAGCGAACCACAAGAGAGUUGCAAAGAUUGUUCACCACCUCCAAACCAGAGGUUGUUAUUACCAAUCAGAAACAAGGAGACAAUAAUAAUAAUACACCCACAACCAGUACAACAACCAACACAACCAACAACAACAACACAUCAUCAAGUCGGACAAGUAUCCGAAGUAGUAACCAUAGCGACGGCUUGGAGUUUGACGACAUGCCAUGUUCGUGUGGUGGUGAAUUCUGUGAAGGUUUGGUUUGUAAAGUUGUAGUACCACCUUUAUCAACUCAUCCAAUUCAAGUUUUAAAAUAA
Messenger RNA from Cavenderia fasciculata, 1974 nucleotides. RefSeq names its product pantothenate kinase. Lineage: Eukaryota; Evosea; Eumycetozoa; Acytosteliales; Cavenderiaceae. Gene Ontology annotation, biological process: coenzyme A biosynthetic process. The record is from RefSeq and is a predicted model, not a curated record. Gene Ontology annotation, cellular component: nucleus; cytosol. Bases 1 to 1974 code for a protein of 657 amino acids. Gene Ontology annotation, molecular function: ATP binding; pantothenate kinase activity. The transcript is spliced from 4 exons.